AAAAUAGGCUACAUUAUUAGCAAAAAAUUAAUAAAAUAAAAUCCCCAACAUCAUUCGAAAGGUCAUGAACGAAACAGAGCAAAAGCAUCACCUCACUUUCUUCUACCCUUUGGAUCACUCCGACCAAUUGCUAACAACUUACUUCUGCUAAAUUCCUGUAAAUCCUCAGUCGGAGGAGGAGCAGCCACCUCGGCACCAUCAAAUAAGGCGGCAAGUCAGCAGCCAUUUCAACGUCCGCUCUCUCUUUAAUGUCUUCACUCUUCUCCAUUGCUGCUUUCUCUAUCCUCAAUUUCUGCAAGUUGUAGUUGGAAAGGAUAAGGAAAGGAUAAGGAAGGGAAGGAGGUGUUAGUUAGUGGCAAUGGAGGAGGAGGAGGAGGAGGAGACAAGCCAGUGGAAACAAGCCAUGAUUAAUUCCACAGCUGGAGCUAUUUCUGGUGGUAUAUCAAGGACAGUCACAUCACCUCUUGAUGUUAUUAAGAUUAGAUUCCAAGUUCAACUAGAGCCCACUUCCUCAUGGCCGUCACUGCGCAGGGAUUUGUCUACACCCUCAAAAUAUACUGGCAUGUUUCAAGCAACUAAAGAUAUUUUUAGAGAAGAAGGCUUACGGGGUUUUUGGCGGGGUAAUGUGCCAGCUUUGCUCAUGGUCAUGCCAUAUACGGCUAUACAGUUUACUGUUUUACACAAAUUCAAGACUUUUGCCUCUGGUUCAUCCAAGACAGAGAAUCACAUUAAUCUGAGCCCUUAUCUAUCCUAUGUAAGUGGAGCAUUAGCUGGGUGUGCAGCUACUGUAGGGUCAUAUCCAUUUGAUCUUCUUCGAACUAUAUUAGCUUCUCAGGGUGAACCAAAGGUUUAUCAAAACAUGAGGUCAGCAGCCAUUGAUAUUCUCCGGACCCGUGGGUUUCGAGGCUUGUAUUCGGGAUUGUCACCAACACUAGUUGAGAUUAUACCUUAUGCAGGCCUACAAUUUGGCACUUAUGAUACAUUCAAACGAUGGGCCAUGGCGUGGAACCAUGUUCAAUAUUCAAACACAGUUGCAGAAGAGAGCCUCUCUAGCUUUCAGCUUUUCUUAUGUGGGCUAGCAGCAGGAACAUGCGCCAAACUCGUCUGUCAUCCACUUGAUGUAGUCAAGAAAAGAUUUCAGAUUGAAGGUUUGCAAAGGCAUCCAAGAUAUGGAGCUCGGGUUGAACAUCGUGCGUAUAGUAAUAUGUUUGACGCCUUGAGACGAAUAUUACAGAAGGAGGGUUGGGCUGGUCUGUAUAAGGGGAUAGUUCCAUCUACUGUUAAAGCUGCACCAGCUGGUGCUGUAACUUUUGUUGCAUAUGAAUUGACAUCAGAUUGGCUGGAGUCUAUUUUGACUUGAUUUUCUUUUAUACUCCAAGAAAAGGGAGAGGUUUUAAUGAUUUUUUUUUCUCCUCGUGCUUUCACAUUUAAUUACCUCGAAUUAUGAGGUACACAAUGAUUUAAUUCAAAUAUACAGCAUUAUCUGA
Molecule: messenger RNA, 1487 nt
Organism: Trifolium pratense (red clover)
Lineage: Eukaryota; Viridiplantae; Streptophyta; Magnoliopsida; Fabales; Fabaceae
Product: mitochondrial thiamine diphosphate carrier 2-like
Exons: 9
Coding region: 359-1360 (333 amino acids)
Biological process (GO): thiamine pyrophosphate transmembrane transport
Cellular component (GO): mitochondrial inner membrane
Molecular function (GO): thiamine transmembrane transporter activity
Source: RefSeq, a predicted model, not a curated record